This is a messenger RNA of Oreochromis aureus, 8121 nucleotides long. It is a transcript of the gene jarid2b, whose product is annotated as jumonji, AT rich interactive domain 2b. The record is from RefSeq and is a predicted model, not a curated record. Gene Ontology annotation, biological process: chromatin remodeling. Bases 607 to 4989 code for a protein of 1460 amino acids. Gene Ontology annotation, cellular component: nucleus. Lineage: Eukaryota; Metazoa; Chordata; Actinopteri; Cichliformes; Cichlidae. Gene Ontology annotation, molecular function: DNA binding; histone demethylase activity. The transcript has 18 exons.
GGCAGUGGAAGAAAGGAGCUGCUCUCGGUAAGCACAGCAGUGCCGCUGGAUCUGUCGACGACCUCAGGCUCCAGCCCCCCUCCAAAAGAAAGGAAAAAAAAAAAAAAGGAAAGCGACGUGACACCUAACGUUUUAUUUUGUAAUUUUAUUUAUUUCUCGAUGUCUCGUCGCCUCAAACAAGAUGUAACUUUUCUGACAUCACCUCAGCUACAUUCAUGCAUUUGAAAGGAGCCGGGAGCGAGUGCGCAGAGACGAGAAGCCGAGCUGUCGGAGCGAAUGGAACUUAUUGUUGUGCAUUUGUUUUGACUAUGUUAUCCCCAAGUGAGUUUGGCUUCAGUCCGUUUCUGUUCGUCGUCGACUCUUGAAUAUAUAUAUUUAUAUAUAUACAGCUGUAUAUAUAGAUAUAUAUAUAUUUCCGGGGGAUUUAAUCCGAAUUCUUCAAACGGGGAAACACCGAAGGAGGAUUCUGCAAAGCCAGCAAGCUUUUCCUUACAGAGCCGGGGAUUUAAAUCGUCCUUUGGUGGAGCUCCGGAAGAGGCGAGAGUCAAAGAAAGAAAUUCAUGUGGCCAUUCUCUCUAUAGCCAAACAUUUUUGGGGGAUUGCAUAAUGAGCAAGGAACGACCUAAGAGGAAUAUCAUCCAAAAGAAAUAUGAUGACAGUGAUGGGAUCCCGUGGUCGGAGGAGCGGGUUAUGCGAAAGGUGCUUUACCUCUCCCUAAAGGAGUUUAGGACUGCACAGAAACGGCAGCUGGAUGGGGAUGGAACCACAAACUCUAAUGGUUCCCUCGCCAAUGGGCAGCUCAACGGCUCGGGGUCAAAGGGCAGCCACAAAGAAGACGGGUCGUUGCGCCGUCAGGGCCUGAAUGGAAGCAGCGAGUACUGCGAGGACAGUCCUGCGAAAAAGAGGCCUCGGCUCCAGGCCCAGAGGAAGUUUGCCCAGUCGCAGCCCAACUCGCCCAGCACUACGCCCAUCAAAGUGGCCGACUCGGGCGGCCUGAACGCCGGCCUGUCCACGGUGCCAUCCACCUCCCUCUCGUCCCUCUCCGCUUCAUCCCUGUCCUCCAUCCAGGACCUCUCCAGGCGCAAGCCCAAGACGGAGGACUUUCUCACCUUCCUCUGCCUCAGAGGUUCUUCUGCCUUGCCCAAUAAUAUGGCCUACUUCGGAAGCUCCCAGGAGGAGGAGGACCUGGAGGAAGAGGAUGAAGAGGAGGAGGAGGAGGUGAGGAACGGAGGUGGCGUACACUCUGCGGGAAGCAGCAGCCAAGCCUCGGCCUCUUCCUCCUGCCACUCGACACCCCGCAAGGGCAAGCUUCCCGCCAGGCAGCCGCUUAAUGGGCACGUUUUUCACAGCCACAGUAAAGUGGGGACCAGGGAGAGUCCGAGGCCCAAGGGCGGCGCUCACGGCAGGGAUGCGCCUGCCCCGCCGCUGCCACCCCCUCCACCUCCACCUCCGCCCCUCCUGAGAGAACGCAGUGAGCGGGCAGAGGCACGGGAGCACGCAAGGGAGCUGCAGGCCAUGGCCAACAGUCGAGGUUCAGCCAACGGGCUGCCACUGAGGAGAACUUCAGAGGACCUGCGCAAGCAGGUCUCUAAAGUAAACGGGCUGACACGGGCGGGCUCGGCACAAGCCGUCAACGGUGCCAAAAAGAGCCGCGACUUCCGGCUGCCCUCCAAAACUGUGAAGAAGUACACAGCCACCGUGUCCAAGGGCCACGUCACCUACACCAAAGCCAAACAGAAAGAACUGGGCAAGAAAACCAAACUCAGCAGCAGCAACAAACACAACAGCGCCGCCUCGGCACCAUCGUCAGCGAACAAUCACAAUCAGCACAGCCAGCCAGCAGCCAGCAAUGGGCUGGCCAACUCAGGAAAAGCAGCGGCACCAGCCCACCACAGCAAUGCAAAAACCCGCAAACAGGUGCUACUAUCCAAUGGGCUGCACAAUGUGGCUGCCAGCGGCCGUCCCAACGGCAGGCUAAAUGGGCAGCGGCACAACACCCUGGCCAAGGAGGAUGCGCAGAAACCUUGCCAGCAGGGCCAGGGGGAGUGCCAUGGUCGAGAAGGACUGCGGAACUCCAAGCGGCGUCUGGAGGUGCUGCUCAACUCGGUGGGGACGGGGGUGGUUGAGCACAAAGCCAAAACGCAUGGCACUGAGGCCAAGAAGGCCAAGCUCCAAUCCACUCCUUUGGAGACCCGCAGCAGCAGCAAGAAGGUGGCCAAUCAAGAGAAAGCUACCACGCAAAACACCUCGUCUACCACUCCAAUUUCUAAUGGACACGAAUCAGAAACACCCCCUCCUCCUAAACAAACUCAACCUGUUACCCCACCUCCAUCUUCUACUCUCCCUCCUCAACAAACCCUGCCUCCUUCUACACCAGCAGCCAACGUGGAGCCGGUGAACCAGCGACCUAAGCGGGCAUCGGCUGGCAAGCUGAUGUUCAUACGACAAGCACAGCAGCAGCAGAGCAGGUCUCAUGGUCGGAGUGCCUCCUCCCCCUCAUUAGGCCAGAAUCACUCACCGAACCCCAGUCACGUCAGCACUACCUCAGACCCCCAACAAACCUCUGUGUCCUCCUCCACCUCUUCUCCUCUUACUUCCACCAACAGCCCUGGACAGCUCAAACCGGCAGCAUUGCGGGCUGUUGACCGUGACAAGGAGUGGGACCGUGAGAAAGAGCUGACGCGUCAGAAGGAACGCGAGCAAGAGAAGGAGUGGGAGCGCCACCGGAGUAAGCCGGAGGGCUGGGCAGCCCUGGGUGAAGUCCCCAUUUUCCGGCCGGCUCCAAGGGAGUUUCAGGACCCCCUGGUGUACUUGGAUGCAGUGAGGGAACAGGCCGAGGUGGCUGGCAUGUGCCGUGUGGUGCCACCACCAGACUGGCGACCAGAGUGUAAGCUGAGCGAGGAGAUGCGUUUUGUUACACAGGUGCAGAGGGUCCACAUGCUGGGCCGGCGCUGGGGCCCCAAUGUGCAGCGGCUGGCUUGCAUCCGCAAGCACCUUAAAUCUCAGGGCAUUACCAUGGAUGAGCCACCUGUCAUUGGUGGCUGCGAAGUGGACCUGUCUCGUUUUUUCCAGCUCAUCAAUGACAUGGGCGGCAUGCAGCAGGUGAUGGACCUGAAGAAGUGGACCAAGCUCGCUGACCUCCUGCGCAUCCCCAAGUCUGCACAGGAUCGGCUGGCCAAGCUGCAGGAGGCUUACCUGCAGUACAUCUUGUCCUACGACUCACUCGGUGCUGAGGAGCGCUUGCGGCUGCAGACUGAUGUGCUGCAGGAGAAAAAGGACCUGGAGUCUCGCCGCGGCCCUCUGGAGGGCCUCGCAGAUUCUUCAGCGCCUGGCGCUUUCUCUCUGCCACGCUACGAGCCCAAAAACGGGCUCGUGGGCGGGAUAGUGGGAGGGGCAACAGGAAACCACCGCACCAAUGGAGUGUAUCACCAUCUGAAGGAACUGGAGGCUCAGGUCAAAGCGGGCCGGCGCCGGCUCUUCGCUCAGGAAAAACAAGGCAAAGAGGACAGGCAGCAUGCGGAAGAGCACGAGGUGGAGGACAGGGGUGUUCUCAGUGACCAGCACAAAUGUAUUUACAAGGUGAGGAUGAAGACGACACUUGCUGUUUAUGGCACACAUUUGAAGCAUACAGACAAGAGGCACGGGAAAUCGGUGUCUUUGACCAACUUCUUCAGGAUAGCGCGGAACACCAUGACCAUGUGCUUUAACAAGGAACCGUCUGCUGCUGAGGUUGAGCAAGAGUACUGGAGGAUUGUGGAACAGAGAGAUUGCCAUGUGGCAGUGCAUUGUGGGAAGGUGGACACCAGUACACAUGGCAGUGGUUUCCCCACAGGAAAGUCAGAGCCAUUUUCAAAACAUGGAUGGAACCUCAAUGUCCUCCCAAAUAACUCUGGAUCCAUACUGAGGCAUCUGGGUGCUGUGCCUGGGGUGACCAUUCCCUGGCUAAACAUUGGCAUGGUCUUUUCUACCUCAUGCUGGUCUCGAGACCAAAAUCGCCUUCCAUAUAUUGAUUACUUACACACUGGUGCUGAUUGCAUUUGGUAUUCUAUCCCUGCUGAGGAGAAGGCUAAGCUGGACAAGGUGGUCCAUACACUGCUUCAGGCCAAUGGCACGCCAGGACUAGAGAUGCUGGAGAAGAAUAUCAUGAUAUCUCCAGAGGUGCUGUGCCGUGAAGGCAUCAAGGUUUAUCGUACUGUCCAGCGGAGUGGCCAGUUUGUGGUCUGCUUCCCCGGUGCCUUUGUCUCUAAAGUGUGCUGUGGCUACAGCGUGUCAGAGACGGUGCACUUCGCCACACCACACUGGAUGAACCUGGGUUACCAGGCCGCAAAGGACCUGAAAUGUCGUUGUAUAGCCAAACCCUUCUCAAUGGAGAAGCUACUGUAUCAGAUCGCCACAGCUGAGUCCAAGAGGGACAACGGCCUACUCCUCACCACCAUCUCCACCCUUCUCAAAGACCUCAGGAACAUAGAGAUGCGCCAGCGUCAGGAACUUUACAAGGCAGGUUUGCUCUCCUCUGCCCGUUAUGGCACACACGAUGGCAGCCUGGGACCCAUCGAGGGACGUAAGAAGCCUCGCGGCAAAUGGCUGACACUGGAGUCCUCAGAGAGGCGCUGCCAGAUCUGUCAACAUCUCUGCUACCUGUCCAUGGUGGUUCGGGAGACCGACAAUGUGGUCUUUUGUCUGGAGUGUGCCCUGCGCUAUGUGGAGAAGCACAAAUCCUGCAGAGGCCUUAAGAUGAUGUAUCGAUAUGAUGAGGAGCAAAUCAACAGUUUGGUGAGCCAGGUGUGCGGACGAGCCAUGUUGAAGAAUGGAGGAAGCAUCGACGCUGGAGGAGUCAUUGUUAGUGGCGGAGGAGGGGACCCCUGCCACGGCUUAAGCCCUGCCAAAGCAUCGCCAGCCAAGCGAGGACCCCGAAAACGCGCCACUGUAGAGGUGUCCCUGGCCCGCCUGUCGUCCAGCCACAUGCCCAAGGCCGCUGCCGUAUCCUGAGGCGGGACGCCUCGACAUUGCCACCCAUGUGUGCUGUGCCCACAUCCCACCACACCCCUUCCACUUCUCUGAAUCCCCGUGUUUUUGUUUUUCCACAGUAAGCAGGAUCACUAUCAAACCGCUCCUUCUUCACCGCCCGAUGUUAGAGAUUGUUUUUGAGCUUUGAAGACCCCCCUUGCCUGACCUCAGUCUACAUCUCUUUAAUAAGCAAGAGAUUCUCCUCUCCUUUAGUAAUGACAGGCUUGUUAUAAGGAAAAGGAACUAAAAAGAGAAAAGCAAGAUGUCUUUUUUGCACUAGUGUGAAAGAAGAAUUUGUUUUUAUUUUGGAUGAUUUUAGAACACACACACCUCUCUCUCUCCGAGUCAAUAUUGAAAGCAUUAAUUAUAAUGUUCACAGACUUGACAGGCCUCAUUUUACCCUUUAGCUCCACCUCCACCCUUCCUCAGCUGAUAGGAGGUUACAAUAAUUACCUUUUUCUUGCAUCACUCUUUCCUGCCCUCCUCUCGCCCAUGAUACUGAUACAUCACGUGUCCCUCAACUGUGAACACAGGAGGAAUGAAAAGGCGGCCUUCCCCCCGACUCACCACCGCUCCCUCCCUCCCAUGAUUUUGUGAAAUGAAAAUGACAUCAAGUAGUUGCCCAAAGUUUCUCUCUGUCCUUUAUUUGAGGAAGAGGAAUCACUUUUAAUGUAUUCUUGAUGCAGUUCCUGCAUAUUUUUUCUUUCUUUUUUUAUGAAAUGUGGGUUGGAGAUGCAAGGUAAAAAAAACUUGAAAGACAGAUGAUGUUGGUUUACUGUUGGUUGGCUACAAUUUGUUUUUGUUUUUUUCCCCAAGUUCAGUUUAUGAAUCUUAGCUUUCUUUUUUCGAUAGUUUUGUUUUGUCGUGAGAAAUUUUCUGUGUAUAUUUUUUAUUUUUGUCAUCAUUGUGGACGUUUUUUUUGUUUUCUGUUCGUCGGCGGACGUGAGAGGGGCAGAGCUGCAGCUGCUUGACCUGUGAAAGGUCACCUCACUUCCUUGUAGUAUGGAGGGAUCCCUUCUUCACUAGCAAGUGGAAAUGGUGCCUGAUACUUAGCAAGGAGAUCCAUUUUAUUGGUGCUGUUGGUUAUAAUUACUGUAUAACAACACAAAAUUCUUUUUAAAGGAGAAAAAAAAAAAAUCUGGGGGUUGGCGCCCGCUAUUGGUUCACUCUGCUAGCUCACGCGCCCCCCGACCCCCACAGGGCAGAAAGGCUCGUCGGGCUUUUCUGGUUCUAGAUGUGCAAUCGUGUUAACAUUCCAUUCUUCCAGUCCUCUUGUUUCAUCUGUACCAGUAAACAUUAAUAUUAUAUUAUAUUAUUAUUAUUAUUUUGGGGGUUUUUUAAGCUUUGUUGAUCUAAUGUGUUAUCUCAAGUAGAGCCACUAGUCAAAGAGUGUAAAAUGUGAAAUAUCAAAUCCAAGUUUUUCUUUCUUCUACUGCCUUUUUUUUUUUUAGCUUUUGAAUUUUUUCCCCUUUCCAGAUAUGAGUAGUUUUUUUUUUUUUUUUUUUUUUUAAAGAGCGAAGAAAAAGCCCAACACAAACAAACAUCAACUUUUUUUUGUACAUAAUCCUGUAAAUUUCUUUAAAUACUUGAGCCUUUUUUUCUGGGGUUGAGUAAGAAAGAAAGGAAGGAAGGACUAGAGAAAGAGAGAAAGUGUUCCAGAGGAGAGUGGUCGAUGAAGAAAAAGCCUUACAUUUUUCCCUUUCUUCAUCCAUGUGAGUUUGACGCUUACAGGGUUGCUCUGGUAAAUGUGUAUAAAAAUUUUAAGUGCUGCUUAUAUCACUAAGAAAGAAGAUAUCGAGUAGCCAACGACUGCCCCGCCCCCCCUUUACCUGCCCCGCCCCCUCCCUGGCCUCCUGAUCUAGUUUUGUUUGUUUAGCUUUACUUUUUUAAAGAAAAGGGAAAAAAUGAUAUGUUCACACAAAAAAAAAUGGGUUUUUACAUUUUCAUUACUGAAAAUUCAACAAAAUGUAGUAGCUACUCAUGUUGCACUGAGCUUGCCAGUGGUGACUGUCAAGGAAAAAAAAAAUCCUAUAAUCCAGUUUGUUGGUUGUUGUCCCUUGCAGAAGACUGAACUGUUUUAGGACUAUUUAAUGACAUACCAAGUCGGGUGUUUUCAACAUUAAAAAAAAAAAAAGUGGUUGUCAAGUUUUUAUGGCCUUACAAUAUAUUUUAUUCAGAUGGGAUUUUCUUUGUUUGUCCUUCAGUUUUGUUUUUUUUUUCUUUUUGUUUUUUUCCUUCCUUUUCUACAGUAUAAACUACUUUGCUCACAGUGGGGUCUUUGGUGACUUAAUUUAUUUGGUAACUCGGCCUUUCCCUUCAUUCGGAAAGAGAGUCUCAUGUUGGUUAAAUUGACUGUUUUUUACUUUUGCAGUUUGUACUUAAGGUUUAAUAAAAACUUACUGACAAUUCACUGUCAUUUCUUUCCAACCUGCUCGUGUGUCUCUUGGUGUGCUGAUUUCCAACUGGAUGGCGAGGAGAAACUCUCCAAACUGCGUUAUAAUUUACAGUUCAGAGAUUUGUAACAUUAGAUGGAUAUUUUAGGGAUGUGUAAACCCAUUAGCCCUGCGACGGACUGGCAGCCGGUCCAGCGUAUAUUCCACUUCUGUUAUGAGAUUCUAUGUUUUUAUGUGUUUUAUUCUUUGUUUUAUUAUCUUUUAAUAUUCAAGCAUAUUGUAAAGUGUUUAUAUAUUUCACAGAAUUUGCUGUACUUCCCCAUGUCACAAGAUUCGAUGUAUUGCUCCAUUGUCAUGCAACCCGACAGUGAACUCUGCAAUACAUAUAGUUUAAGCAGGAAACAGAUGCGGGUCACCCAGACUACAAUAGAAAACGGAUGAGGCACCUAAACCACAACAGGAAAACAGAUGCGCGACUCCCUAACCACAAAAGAUUAAGUCAGCGCCACGUCUUUUAGAAAGAAGCAGACACACACACACAUAUACAACUGUUGGUUUAAAGGAAUUUGUAAAAGAGGAAAUGUGACGUAUUUGCAUACGCGAUGUAACCUAUAAAUAAAGAACUGUGCCUGCACUCAGGGUGUGGGUCUCGCCAGAGUCCUCACCCGUGCGCGGGGUCUCGCCAGAGGCCUCACGCAUGCACGUUGCUGUUAUUAUAUUC